Pararge aegeria (speckled wood butterfly) is the source of this 1194-nucleotide messenger RNA. RefSeq lists its product as uncharacterized. The record is from RefSeq and is a predicted model, not a curated record. Bases 19 to 1194 code for a protein of 391 amino acids. Lineage: Eukaryota; Metazoa; Arthropoda; Insecta; Lepidoptera; Nymphalidae. The transcript is spliced from 5 exons.
UAAAGAAGUGAUACUGUAAUGCAGCGAAAAGAACCGCUUUCGACUCCUAGUGCAGGACGUGGUAGAAGUUUGAUAGCAACUAGAGCAAAUCAACAGCUUCGCAAAAUGCAGGGACCUAAAAGCCAGCUGCCUAGAAGUAACUCAACACCUGCUCAGCAAAACGAUCCUGUACAACCAAGCAGUCCAAACAAAGGUUACGUUCUAAGGAGCUUCUCAUCACCUGAAUCUAAGCAGUCAGGAAGCAGACGAGAUUCUGAUUCUUUAUAUCAUUCGAACUCUCACGAUUCGCGCAGUGAAUUGGAUUCGGAUUUGGAAACUUUUGAACAUUUUGAAGAAUGCUUAUUGGACAUUGAUGCAGACAAUGAAGACAUUUAUGGUCUUUAUCAAAGAAGUCCUGAUAGUGAUGAACCUAAGAAAGUAGUUACGACUCUACUUCCCGGCAGUGGGCUCCAAAGAAUUUCCAUGCGACCAAUAACCUCCAAUAUCUUGAAACCUCAAGGGACUCGAGAGGCGCAGAAAAAGUUUAAAAGGGAAAAUGCGGAAAAUAAAAGGUUUUCCCGCUUGAACUUCCGACCUCUAAUCGUGAAGAUGCCCACCCAGAACAACCUACUGCCGAUGUCCGAUUCAGACUGUUUAGGCAUUGAGGAGUUGCAAACAUCACCACCCCUAGAACUGGAGAGUCUAGAGCUCGAUAGAGAACUGGAUGACGCUGAGGAACUCUUGAAAAGAGGGGCUGCUAUAGCAGUUGAAGAAAGUGAUUCGGAUAUGUGGCAGUGCAAAGCUCGGAAGUCGGAUGACCUGGCGCAAUCGCUAGCCAAGGUGCUGGGGGGGCGACCCCGCACGGAAAGGGGCAAAUGUCCGACAAAGCCGCCAAGUCUAGGUCUGCGAAACGACCCUUACUGCACUGAGGCCGUCCCCGUGGCAGCUAAACGUAAACACCGCGUGAUCAAUAAUAGUGAGGAGUUGCGGCCAGGUGAGGACGGCAGCGUUCUCUCAGCGACCGCUCGCACGGAGCGGCCACUGGUUCGGACGGGUGCCCAGGAGGAGUUUUUGCGUCAAAAAUACCGGGGCGGGUGGGCGCCACGACGCGACGCCGGGGACUCGCGACGCUCAUUCCGCGAGCCGGCGCCGACGCCGACGCGCCUCGAACGACCGACCGAUCCGACUCCCGCCGACCGAGCAAUCGCGAUAUGA